GAAAAAACGUGGCCGCGUGGCGUCACUUUUUCUCUCUUGCCGGUUGUUUUCUGAACGUGAACUUGCGAGGGGAUUAAUUGAUUGGCUUUGUAUCUCUCUAUUUCUUCUUCUCAGGCUGUUCUCAAUACUGCAACAUAUACUUUAUUUUAAUAUAUUUGAAAGAGAGAAAAAAAAACGAGAGACGCGCGAAGACAAGAGAAGAAAAAAAACAGAGCAAACUCAAAAUGGCUGCGCCAAACACUCUCAAGGGUGCCAUCCAUGGCCAACCAAAUGCUACGGCCGUCAUAAUACCUACCGCAAAGCCUGGAGGCGCGUUCCUUACCGUGACGUAUGCUGGGCUCGUCGCUGAGGUGUCCAAGUUCCAGGCCAAGCUCGCCGCCAUCGGCAUCACCCAAGGGUCCGCCGUGUCCAUUGCCACGGUCAACUCGUACGAGUUCAUCGUGUCGUUCCUGGCGGCAAGCUGGCAGCGUGGCAUCGCCGCACCCCUGAACCCAAACUACAAGCAGGACGAGUUUGAGUUCUACAUCGAAGAUGUCAAGUCCGCCAUCGUGCUGGUGCCUCGCGGUGCGUUUGCCGCUGGCAGCCCUGCCGUCAAGGCCGCCAAGCGCUUUAAUGCUGCUGUUGCAGAGUGCUACUGGGACGCCCAGAAGGCAGAGGUUGCACUAGAUGUCAAGGACUUGGGCCAGCUGAAGGGCAGAGGCGGACAAAAGGUUCUCGAGCCUCAGCCCGAGGACACUGCUCUUGUGCUGCACACCAGUGGAACAACAUCUCGGCCCAAGGUGGUCCCCUUGUCACACCGUAACCUAACGAGGACCAUGGACAACAUCAAAAACACCUACCAACUGACUCCGGCGGACAGAACCAUGCUCGUCAUGCCGCUCUUCCACGUCCACGGCCUCCUGUGCGGCCUCCUGGCACCUUUUUACACAGGAGGCUCCAUGGUGGUCCCAACCAAGUUCUCCGCCUCGGACUUCUGGCGCGACUUUGUGCAGCACGGCGCAAACUGGUACACAGCCGUGCCCACUAUCCACCAGAUCCUGCUCAAGAACCCGGCGCCAAGCCCCCUGCCCAAGAUCCGCUUCAUCCGCUCCUGCUCCUCACCGCUCUCCCCGACCGUCUUCUCACAGCUCGAGGAGAAGUUCGGCGCGCCCGUACUCGAGGCCUACGCCAUGACGGAGGCGGCGCACCAGAUGACGUCGAACCCGCUCCCCCCGGCCAAGAGAAAGCCGGGCAGCGUCGGCAUCGGCCAGGGCGUCGAGGUGCGCAUCCUGGACGGCGAUGGUAACGAGCUGCCGCGCGGUGUCGAGGGCGAGAUCUGCAUCAGGGGCGAGAACGUCACGAGCGGCUACCUCAACAACGCCGAGGCCAACGCAAGCGCCUUCACCAAGGGAGGCUUCUUCCGCACCGGCGACCAAGGCAAGAUAGACCCCGAGGACGGCUACGUCACCAUCACGGGCCGCAUCAAGGAGCUCAUCAACAAAGCCGGCGAGAAGAUCUCGCCCAUCGAGCUCGACAACGUCCUCACCCGCCACGAAGCCGUCUCCGAGGCCGUCAGCUUUGCCGUUCCGAGCGAGCUCUACGGCCAGGACGUCGGCGUGGCCGUCGUGCUCAAGCCCGGAGCCAAGCUCGGGAAGGAUGAGCUGCGCGAGUGGGUUGCAGCCAGGCUGGCCAAGUUCAAGGUUCCCGAGAAGAUCUAUUACACGGAAAUUAUGCCCAAAACGGCCACGGGCAAGAUUCAGCGCCGCAUAGUCGCCGAGACGAUGCAGAAGCAAGACAACAAGGCUAAGCUGUGAGAUCAAUAUGUGUUUCUUCAUUUUCGAUUUGUCAGCUCUUGUUUCUGGUUUUUUUUUUUGUUUACCUUUUGUUUUUCUUUUUCGGAACCGACGUAGCGUAGAACACGUGGGUCCGCCGUAUGUCAUAGAUUGCUGGACGCAUAGACUUGUAUAGAAUAUACACCCCUCAAAAAGUACAUUUCAAAUUUGCCGUUUUUGCUUUGG
Molecule: messenger RNA, 1997 nt
Organism: Pyricularia oryzae 70-15
Lineage: Eukaryota; Fungi; Ascomycota; Sordariomycetes; Magnaporthales; Pyriculariaceae
Product: peroxisomal-coenzyme A synthetase
Exons: 5
Coding region: 225-1793 (522 amino acids)
Biological process (GO): fatty acid metabolic process
Molecular function (GO): medium-chain fatty acid-CoA ligase activity
Source: RefSeq, a predicted model, not a curated record